AUGCCAGAGAAAGUAUUUGAUUUAUUAGAUCAAAUGACAUUUAAACAUGACAAUUAUACUCUUCCAGUUUUAUUUAAUUUAUGUGCUCAAGUUGCUAAUGAUCAAGCAAUGAACACUGGAAGAAAACUUUUUCAUGAAAUACCUGUUAGUUAUCGAAAUGAUAAUGAAACGAAACAACAAGGUGCUGUUCUGAAUGAAGAUGCAUGGAAUAUACUUAUUGGUACAUGUUCAAAAGUUGGUAUGAUUCGACAAUCUCAGUACAUUAUUGAUCAAAUUCCUUUGCAUAUUCUAAAUCUGAAACAAAUACAAAUCUCAUUGGUUCAUAUGUGGAGUAAAUGUGGUUCUAUUAAAAUGGCACAAAGUAUAUUUAAAUCAGUUCACGAUCAUGAUGUAGUGACAUACAAUGCAAUGAUUAAUGAAUUUGGACUUAAUGAAAUGGGUUUUGAAGCUAUUGAAUUAUAUAGACAAAUACCGAAUGAGCUACGUGAUGAAGUUACGCAUAUUUGUGUAUUAAAUGCAUGUUCUCAUGCAGGUCUUCUUGAUCAAGCUCGCAAUAUCUUCAAUGAAAUUUCUUUCAAAACAACAAAAAUCUUGACUGUGAUGGUUUGUUUUUCUAUUUAA
Molecule: messenger RNA, 621 nt
Organism: Rotaria sordida
Lineage: Eukaryota; Metazoa; Rotifera; Eurotatoria; Philodinida; Philodinidae
Source: the annotation of a GenBank genome assembly